GACGACCCAGACAAGUUUUCAAGAUGCGGGCGCAAGUUUUCCGAGCCGGGCAGGUUGCCAACCGCGGACCUCACCUCUUCUCCUCCCUCCGCCACCCGUCGACACUCUCCCGGAGAUGUCUGGCCACAACGCACGAUGUGCCGUCCGCCCACAACGUCGAUCUCGCCUCGCGCACACCGCCGUACCCGAAGCUGCUCGCGCGCCUGGAGGAAGUGAGGAGAGUGCUGGGCUCGUCGAGACCAUUGACGCUCGCGGAGAAGAUUCUGUACUCGCAUUUGGAGAGCCCGGAGGAGUCGCUGCUGUCCAAUACCAAUAAUGGCCGGGAUAUUCGCGGCCAGGCCAACUUGAAGCUCAAGCCUGAUCGUGUUGCGAUGCAGGAUGCGUCGGCGCAGAUGGCGUUGCUGCAGUUUAUGUCUUGUGGGCUGCCGUCUACGGCCGUGCCGGCGAGUAUUCACUGUGAUCAUAUGGUGGUGGGACAAAAUGGCGCGGAUGCGGACUUGCCAAUUUCGAUCAAGGAAAACAAAGAAGUCUUCGACUUUCUGGAGUCGGCGGCCAAGAAAUACGGGAUUGAGUUUUGGCCGCCUGGUGCGGGGAUUAUCCAUCAGUCCGUGUUGGAGAACUACUCUGCUCCCGGUCUUAUGAUGCUGGGAACAGACAGUCACUCGCCAAACGCUGGCGGUCUGGGAGCCAUUGUCAUCGGUGUGGGUGGUGCGGACGCGGUUGAUGCUCUCGUGGAUGCGCCGUGGGAGCUGAAGGCGCCCAAGAUUCUGGGUGUUAAGCUUGUUGGUGAGCUCAGUGGAUGGACGUCUCCAAAGGACGUUAUUCUGAGUCUGGCUGGCCAACUCACUGUCAGGGGAGGCACUGGAUACAUCAUCGAGUACUUUGGACCCGGUGUUCAGACACUGAGCUGUACUGGCAUGGCGACAAUUUGCAAUAUGGGCGCUGAAGUCGGCGCGACUACCUCGCUUUUCCCCUUCUCUCCCGCUCACAUUCCCUACCUCAACGCAACACAUCGCGGACCGAUUGCCCAAGCAGCCUCAGAUAUCGCAAAGCUGCCCAUGCAACGCAACCUUCUGCGUGCCGAUCCCGAAGCCGUCUACGACAAGGUCAUCACCAUCAACCUCUCCGAACUCGAGCCUCACAUCAACGGACCCUUCACGCCUGACCUCUCGACGCCCUUGUCAAAGUUCAAGUCUGUCGUGGAAGAGAAGGACUGGCCUAGGACGUUCGGCGCAGGCCUGAUUGGCAGCUGCACGAACAGCUCGUACCAGGACAUGACCCGGUCUGAGGAGCUCGUCAAGCAAGCUUCUGCUGCUGGUCUGAAGCCCAAGGCGGACUUCUUCAUCACGCCUGGCAGCGAACAGAUUCGAGCAACUCUCGACCGUGAUAACACUCUCUCGACGUUCUCUGCCGCCGGCGGGACCGUUCUGGCAAAUGCUUGUGGGCCCUGCAUUGGACAGUGGACGCGCACCGACGGCAUCAAGAAGGGCGAGGCCAACGCCAUCCUGACCUCGUACAACCGCAACUUCCCCGGCCGCAACGACGGAAACCGCGCAACCAUGAACUUCCUCGCCUCCCCUGAACUCAUCACCGCAAUGGCGUACUCGGGCGAAACGACAUUCAACCCCAUGACGGACAGCAUCCCCACGCCCUCAGGCACACCCUUCAAGUUCUCCCCACCAAAGGGCUCCGACCUCCCCUCCUCCGGCUUCGCAACCGGAAACCCCGCCUUCCUCCCCACCCCCGGCAUCCCGGACCCCACAGUAAACGUCCUCGUCUCCCCCACCUCCACACGCCUCGCCCUCCUCGACCCCUUCCCCCCCUUCCCCCCCACAGAGCUCACCUCCCUGCGCGUCCUCUACAAAGUAAAAGGCCAAUGCACAACAGACACCAUCUCCGCCGCUGGCCCCUGGCUAAAAUACAAAGGCCACCUCCCCAACAUCAGCGAAAACACUCUCAUCGGCGCAGUCAACGCCGCUACCGAUGAAGUAAACACCGCUUACGAUAUCGAUGGCACGCAGUCUAGCAUCCCCGCUCUCGCGAAGCGCUGGCGCGAUAAAGGCCAGGAGUGGCUCGUCGUCGCGGAACACAAUUACGGAGAGGGAUCUGCCCGCGAACACGCUGCCCUCCAGCCAAGGUUCCUCGGCGGUCGUAUCAUCUUGGCUAAGUCGUUUGCGCGCAUCCAUGAGACGAAUCUUAAGAAGCAGGGUAUUGUCCCGCUGACGUUUGCGAAUGAGGCGGAUUAUGAUCUGCUGGAUGCGUGUGAUGAGGUGGCGACGCGCGGGUUGUUGGAUGUCCUGCGUAGUGGGGGGCAGGGCGAGGUGGAGAUUUUGCUUAAGAAGGGGGGCAGGGAGACGGUGGUUAGGACGAGGCAUACGCUUAGUCGGGAUCAGGCGGGGUUUGUGCUUGCGGGGAGUGCGCUGAAUCUUUUGGCGAUUAAGGGGGGGAGGGGGGAGGUGGAGAAGAGUGGGUAG
This is a messenger RNA of Dothidotthia symphoricarpi CBS 119687, 2474 nucleotides long. RefSeq names its product mitochondrial aconitate hydratase-like protein. Gene Ontology annotation, cellular component: cytosol; mitochondrion. Bases 24 to 2474 code for a protein of 816 amino acids. Gene Ontology annotation, biological process: tricarboxylic acid cycle. The transcript has 6 exons. Gene Ontology annotation, molecular function: aconitate hydratase activity; 4 iron, 4 sulfur cluster binding. The record is from RefSeq and is a predicted model, not a curated record. Lineage: Eukaryota; Fungi; Ascomycota; Dothideomycetes; Pleosporales; Dothidotthiaceae.